UUCACGGCUUCCACGACGCAAAUCGCCCAUAUUGCGCAGGUGUUACAGUCCAUCACCAGCGCCAAGACACAGGCGCUUCUCCAAAUCACGAACGAUGGCAUCAACUUGGUAACAGAAAACAACCACAUCUGCAAGAUUCGUCUUUCGCUCGACAAGACACUUUUUAGCAGUUAUAACCUCCAGCUACCCGAUGGGCGCAAAAUCGAAAUCGGAAUCGAUCUUAACUCUAUCAGCGACUGUUUCAACAUGGCCAACCAGAGUUUCAACGCUGCGUCACUUCUUCCGACAAACGGUGGGACUACGUUGGCACACCUGCACUUGUACGACAUCCAGUGCAUCAUCUCCUACCGGCGCCACGGCGAUCCAUUGGUUAUCGACUUCAAGGAUGGCAAGAUGAACGAGAAGGUGGAGUUUCUGACGUUUCACAUCGAUGAGACCUUGCAGCAGGAUAUGGUGUUGUGCAUCGACCAUCUGAUGCUUGUGUACGAGUUGAUGAUCAAGUCAGACGUUUUCCAUAACAUCUUGAAGGAUCUCAAAGAUAUAAACACGGAGGAUUUGUUCAUCUACACGCGUAUUCACAACGAGUUAAACUUUAUCUCUCGCGGUGAGAUUGGGUAUUCUAAAAUGAUGUUUCCCCAGGAACGGUCUAUUCUCGAGCAGUUGACGAUAUACAAGAAUUAUGACUCAGUCCCUGUGGACGACGAACUGCAGAUGCAAUCCGCCAUCAUCUCCCGGUACAACUACCCAAUUUUGAGCAAGAUCAUCCGCCCGGUGCGGCUCUCACACAAGACCAAGAUCAUGAAGGAUUCCCAGGGGUUAAUGUCGUUCCACUUGUUAAUCAACAACCACGAGCUUAACAACUACCAAGGGACGAUUAUUGAGUUCAAUAUCUUGGAGAUGAACGUAGAAGAGAUU
Molecule: messenger RNA, 915 nt
Organism: Babjeviella inositovora NRRL Y-12698
Lineage: Eukaryota; Fungi; Ascomycota; Pichiomycetes; Serinales
Exons: 3
Biological process (GO): DNA damage checkpoint signaling; DNA repair
Cellular component (GO): checkpoint clamp complex
Source: RefSeq, a predicted model, not a curated record